AUGUCAUACAACGGAAUAGGCCUCCAGACGCCUCGAGGAAGUGGUACUUCCGGAUACGUCCAGAAAAACCUCGCAGAUAAGAGAUUCCAGGGGUACAGAAAGAAAAGAGAUAGAGAGCAGGAGAACGAAGAAAGGAAGGAAGCCAGGGCUAAACAGCUCAAAUCAAGAAGACUGGCUGGAGGGGAGAUUGAGGAGCAUGAGAGGAGGAGAAGAGUGGAGAUCAAGUGUGCUGAGCUACGAGACAGGUUGGAGGACGAGGAGGUCGACGAUGAUGAGAUCGAUAAGCAGGUUGCUGAACUACGAGAGAAGUUGAGGAGGAACGAUAGAAAGGAGGGUGAGGAGGAGAAGGAGGAUGGAAAGAAAGAGGACGGUGAAAAAGAGGAUGGCGAUAAGAAAGCCGACGAUACAAACCCACAAAGUCACUGA
This is a messenger RNA of Candidozyma duobushaemuli, 426 nucleotides long. RefSeq names its product U2-type spliceosomal complex subunit. Lineage: Eukaryota; Fungi; Ascomycota; Pichiomycetes; Serinales; Metschnikowiaceae. The record is from RefSeq and is a predicted model, not a curated record. Bases 1 to 426 code for a protein of 141 amino acids. The transcript is spliced from 2 exons.